AUGGGAAGAAAUAACCAGACGUGGGUGAGUGAAUUUAUUCUCCUAGGCCUGUCCAGUGACUGGAACACUCAGGUCUCACUCUUUGUCCUGUUCUUGGUCAUGUACUUGGUGACAGUGCUCGGGAACUUUCUCAUUAUUCUUCUGAUCAGACUGGACAGCCGACUGCACACACCCAUGUAUUUCCUCCUCACCAACCUCUCCCUUGUGGACGUGUCUUAUGCCACGAGCAUAGUCCCUCAACUGUUGGUGCAUUUUCUUACUGAACAUAAAGGAAUCCCCUACCUCAGCUGUGCAGCCCAGCUUUUUUUCUCCCUGGGCUUGGGUGGGAUUGAGUUUGUUCUCCUGGCAGUGAUGGCGUAUGACCGCUACGUGGCUGUAUGUGACCCCCUGCGAUACUCGGCCAUCAUGCAUGGAGGGCUGUGCAUUAAGCUGGCCGUCUCAUCCUGGGUCAGUGGCUCCAUCAACUCUCUCUUGCAUACUGCCAUUACUUUUCAGCUUCCUACAUGCACAAACAAGCUCAUUGAUCAUAUAUCUUGUGAGACCCUAGCUGUGGUCAGGCUGGCUUGUGUGGACACGUCCUCCAAUGAGGUUGCAAUCAUGGUGUCCAGCAUCAUCCUGCUGAUGACACCCUUCUGCCUGGUUCUCUUGUCCUAUGUUCGGAUCAUCUCCACCAUCUUGCAGAUCCCGUCCACAGAAGGAAGGAGGAAAGCCUUCCACACGUGUGCCUCUCAUCUCACGGUGGUUGCGCUGUGCUAUGGCAUGGCCAUUUUCACUUACAUCCAGCCUCACUCCAGCCCCUCAGUCCUCCAGGAGAAGCUCAUCUCACUCUUCUAUGCCAUUUUAACCCCCAUGCUGAACCCCAUGAUUUACAGUCUGAGGAACAAGGAGGUGAAGGGAGCCGGGCAGAAGCUCUUAGGACAGUUUUCUGAGUUAACAUCAAAACUGGCAACUUGA
Molecule: messenger RNA, 954 nt
Organism: Orycteropus afer afer
Lineage: Eukaryota; Metazoa; Chordata; Mammalia; Tubulidentata; Orycteropodidae
Product: olfactory receptor-like protein OLF3
Biological process (GO): G protein-coupled receptor signaling pathway
Cellular component (GO): membrane
Molecular function (GO): G protein-coupled receptor activity; olfactory receptor activity
Source: RefSeq, a predicted model, not a curated record